Sporisorium graminicola is the source of this 273-nucleotide messenger RNA. RefSeq lists its product as uncharacterized. NCBI's taxonomy places the organism in Eukaryota, Fungi, Basidiomycota, Ustilaginomycetes, Ustilaginales, Ustilaginaceae. The coding region runs from base 1 to 273 and encodes 90 amino acids. The record is from RefSeq and is a predicted model, not a curated record. The transcript is spliced from 4 exons.
AUGGAUCUCUCGGGCCUCUCAUCGUCGGAGCAGCAGGCUAUGUCCCGCAUCAUCGAGCAGAAGCAGAUGAAGGACUUCCUCAAGCUCUACACGGGUCUCGUCGAACGAUGCUUUGAAUCGUGCUGCAACGAUUUCACGUCGAAAUCACUCAGUUCCAAAGAGGACACAUGUGUCUCGAACUGCAUUCAAAAGUUCCUCAAGCACUCGGAGCGUGUAGGUGCGCGAUUCGGCGAGGAAAACGCAAAGAUGAUGGCACAGCAGCAGAACAAGUGA